CAGGGGGGAGCUGGGUGCAGGCCAGCCGUCACCCUCUGCUUCCCUGCAUGGGUCCCGUUGCCAGGGAGAAAGAAUCCCGAGGCGCGCGCCCGGGGAAGAUAACCAAGGACUCUUUUCUGCUCUUCUCACACCUUUGAAGUGGGGGCCUCUUGAGGCAAAUCAGCAAGAAUGUGACUCUUGCAGCGGAGGGUCUCGGGGAGGGGGGUUACUGGAGCUGCUCAAGGCGCAGGGGCUGUGACAAGCUCUGCUGGGCUGAUAACUUUAAAAGGACAUCUUCUGCUGGCUCCUCACUCCAUCGCUUUAUCUCUGCAAGUGACAGAAUGGGGAGGGUUCCAGCCCUCCUGCGUUCUCAGAGAGCUGGGGGGCUAUAAAAACGGGAGGCACUGGGCAGCCGGGAGACAGUGACGGGCAAAGGCUGAGAGAGAGAGAGAGAGAGAGAGAGAGAGAGAGAGAGAGAGAGAGAGAGAGAGAGAGAGAGAAACCGGAGAGGAGUGAGCAGAGACAGCGAGCAUCAGAUCGUGCCCCGACCCACACCGGCAUGGGCUCCUUCUCCAUCACCGUGGGCUUCUUCCUCCUCCUGGCCUUUUGGCUUCCGGGCCAUAUUGGAGCGAACCCUGUGUACAGUGCAGUGUCCAACACAGAUCUGAUGGAUUUCAAGAACCUGCUGGACCAUCUGGAGGAGAAGAUGCCGUUAGAAGAUGAGGUCGUGCCCCCACAGGCCCUGAGUGAGCAGAAUGAUGAAGCGCCAGGGGCAGCGCUCAGCUCUCUCCCUGAGGUGGCUCCCUGGACUGGAGAGGUCAACCCACCUCAGAGAGAUGGCGGUACCCUGGGGCGCAGCCCCUGGGACCCCUCCGAUAGAUCUGCUCUCUUGAAAAGCAAACUGAGGGCUCUGCUAGCUGCCCCUCGGAGCCUACGGAGGUCCAGCUGCUUCGGGGGUAGGAUCGACAGGAUUGGAGCCCAGAGCGGACUAGGAUGUAAUAGCUUCCGGUACCGAAGAUAACAGCCAGGGAGGAAAGGCAGCCAGAUUCGCUGGGGGCAGAUUGCAGAAGACCCCAAGCCCCGUGGUGUGUCACGCAGCUUGGUCUCAUUGUCACUGAGGUGUGGCGAACACCCUGCUGGAGCUGCUGCUUCCUGUCUUCAUCUAUCACGACCCAUGCUACAUGUAGAUGAGUGGUUUUGGGGGGCUCUCCCUCUCCAGCCCUGCAUAUUAAAGUAGAUCCUCACCCCUUUCAGAAAGCAGUUGGAAAAAUUUUUUUGAAUAAACUUCAGCACCAAGGACA
Messenger RNA from Mesocricetus auratus (golden hamster), 1280 nucleotides. It is a transcript of the gene Nppa, whose product is annotated as natriuretic peptide A. Gene Ontology annotation, cellular component: nucleus; cytoplasm; extracellular region. The transcript is spliced from 3 exons. Lineage: Eukaryota; Metazoa; Chordata; Mammalia; Rodentia; Cricetidae. The coding region runs from base 539 to 1000 and encodes 153 amino acids. The record is from RefSeq and is a predicted model, not a curated record. Gene Ontology annotation, molecular function: hormone activity; hormone receptor binding. Gene Ontology annotation, biological process: cGMP biosynthetic process; negative regulation of systemic arterial blood pressure; neuropeptide signaling pathway.